Diabrotica balteata is the source of this 1453-nucleotide messenger RNA. Lineage: Eukaryota; Metazoa; Arthropoda; Insecta; Coleoptera; Chrysomelidae. The record is from the annotation of a GenBank genome assembly.
UAACUUUGUGGUUAACUUUGUUUACUUUUCUCGACACUAGUUUGCUCUUAUGUUAUUAAAAUUAAACUAAAUUUUGUUUUGAAAAUGUCCGUUAUUGACAGUAUUGUACUAAGCAACUUAGCGAUGAUUCUGCCAGAUCAAAAGUACACCAACUUUAAAACUCUCAAACCAAAUGUUUACCAAUUUCAGUGCAAUGCUUUAAAAACUGAGAGUGAUAUUAGGGAUUGGGUCAAAGCGUUCAGUGAACAAUCUUAUGUGGAAUGGAGAAUUUUUAGAACAAAUCCAAGGCUCAAACGCUAUAGAUGCUUUUUUAAAAUUGUUUAUAGGUGCCAACAUAGUGCCACAAGAUAUCAGUCUAAUGGCAAGAGGAAGUCAAAAAGUACCAAUUGUGAUGCAUUCUUAGUAGUAAAAAUAUUUCAAAAGUCAGUUUAUGAUGAAUCAUUAAUUACUCAAAUAACCCUCAAUAAUUUUCAUAAUCACCCAACAGGAAUAACAGCAGAGUCAUUAAAAUAUCGAGAUGUGUCUGAAAACAUUAAAGAAAGGUUAAGGGAGCUGUUCAAUUUUGGAUUGACACCAUCUGCUGCACAUGAUGUACUGACAACAGAUGCAGUCAUGGAACAUGGCGAUAACUGUAAAAAAGUUUUGGCCGACAGAAGUGUAGUCCCAGAUUUAGUGUAUUGUUAUAACUUUUUCUACAAGGAAUUUGGAAAAGAGUAUCACAAAGUUAAAAAAGGAGGUGAGCAUGAUGAACCUGUGAAUGAGGGAGUCACUAGUGAUAUAAUAUUUAAAAGUGGAGAUAUUUCUAACUUCAUAGCACCUGUACAUUGCAAAAAUAGUCACAACAUUGAAGUUGUAGUGGAUGACUCUGAGAAUGAAGAAGUUGUAGAAAUAUUUAUUUCUCAAGAUAAUUCUUCUGAUGGUUCCAAGAACGUUGAAGUGUACAAUAAUUUAAAAAGUACAUUUGAUGAUAUCUUGGAACGGAUAAAAAGUACGCAGAACUCUGAUAUUUUAGAAGCUACAGAAAAAUUUUGUAAAAAUUAUAAAACACUUUGUAGAAAUGAUAAGUCAUUAAAAUCUGCUUUGAAGCAUUUUGGAAAAAAUACGUACAAAAAGCCAAUAGUUGUUUCAAGAAAUGCUUUACGGAAAGACUUGAAAUGAUUUAUUUCCAGAAAAAUGUUUCUUAUCAAGAAUGCAGCAUGAAUAAUAUAAAGUUUGUACGAUUAAUAAGUGAAUCAGUUACAUAAUUUGUCUUGGUGGGUUUAUUGAAAGCUGUUCUUUAAGAUCAUACCAUGGUAAUAAUUAAUGCAUUAAUAAUAUGGAGAUAAAAUAAUUUUAAAUGAAUAAGAACAUACACAGAAGAAAUAAUCUUUUUCCAUUAUUUUACUUGUAAAUAAUUUAUAUUGAAUCAAUUUGUUAUUUUCAAAAAAUUGAAGUAAAUAUUAUUUUAUACAAC